This is a messenger RNA of Ceratina calcarata, 7445 nucleotides long. It is a transcript of the gene ck, whose product is annotated as unconventional myosin-VIIa ck. Gene Ontology annotation, molecular function: protein binding; cytoskeletal motor activity; ATP binding. Lineage: Eukaryota; Metazoa; Arthropoda; Insecta; Hymenoptera; Apidae. Gene Ontology annotation, cellular component: myosin complex; cytoskeleton. The coding region runs from base 328 to 6849 and encodes 2173 amino acids. The transcript has 14 exons. The record is from RefSeq and is a predicted model, not a curated record.
UCGGGUUCGCGAUCACACGCGCUCGAAUUCAAGAGAGGAAAGUUGCGUUGCUAAACGACUGACGCGGCGUUAACUCGUUUAAUUAAAACGUUUCAGAUAUCGCGAUUGUUAGUUUCGAGUGCGUGAUAGUGCCGAUCGAUCCGCUGAUUCGAGUCGGAGAAUCCUUGACUUUAAUUUUCCCUUCUAUUUUAUACAAUUCGCGGGAACUUUUACUUGUACUGAUCCUCCUCCGUGUUUACUGUUAUCGCUCGAUCGAGCAUACACCAUCCUUUAUAAUAGUGAACGCGUAAACUAGUUAAAGAAGACAACGUUCCUAUUAAUAUACUAAUGUUGAGAUACGAACUUUAUUGGUUUCUUUCUGAAGAUGGGGAUUACAUAUGGAUCGAACCGAUAUCAGGGAAAGAAUUUGACGUCGCAAUCGGAGCACGAGUGAUAUCCGCGGAAGGCAGACGCAUUCAAGUGAAAGACGACGAUAACAAGGAACAAUGGCUGACUCCGGAGAGGCGAAUAAAGGCGAUGCAUGCCACUUCUGUGCAAGGUGUAGAAGAUAUGAUCAGCUUAGGAGACCUCCAUGAAGCGGGCAUCCUGAGGAAUUUGUUGAUCCGCUACAACGAGAAUCUCAUAUACACCUACACGGGUUCGAUUCUAGUCGCCGUGAAUCCGUACCAGAUAUUGCCUAUUUAUACCGCCGAGCAAAUCAAACUUUAUAAGGAUCGUAAAAUAGGAGAACUACCGCCGCACAUAUUUGCCAUUGGAGACAACAGUUACGCACAUAUGAAUAGAUAUGGCCAGGAUCAAUGUAUAGUAAUCAGCGGUGAAAGCGGAGCCGGCAAAACGGAAAGUACGAAAUUAAUUUUGCAAUAUUUGGCAGCGAUCAGCGGCAAACAUUCUUGGAUCGAACAGCAAAUUUUGGAAGCGAAUCCUAUCCUCGAAGCAUUCGGUAAUGCGAAGACAGUGCGAAACGAUAAUUCGUCUCGCUUCGGGAAGUACAUUGACAUUCACUUCAACGAGCAAGGGGUGAUCGAAGGGGCGAAGAUCGAGCAGUACCUGUUGGAAAAAUCGCGAAUAGUCUCGCAGAGUAUGGACGAGAGGAAUUAUCAUGUAUUUUAUUGCAUGUUGGCUGGUCUGUCGAGGGAAGAGAAGCAGAAGUUGGAACUGGACGAUGCGUCCUCCUAUAAAUAUUUAACUGGGGGUGACAGCAUCACCUGCGAGGGUCGAGACGAUGCUGCGGAAUUCGCUGAUAUUAGAUCGGCGAUGAAAGUUUUGUUGUUUUCCGAUUCGGAGAUAUGGGAGAUCCUCAAGUUACUCGCUGCUCUGCUGCACAUGGGCAACGUCAAGUACAGGGCCAUUGUCGUAGAUAAUUUGGACGCUACCGAAAUACCGGAGCAGACGAACGUCCAGAGGGUCGCGCAUUUAUUAGGCGUGCCUGUUCAGAAUCUGAUAGACGCGCUCACUCGCAAGACAAUAUUCGCUCACGGUGAGACAGUCGUUUCCACGUUGUCUAGGGAACAGUCGGUGGACAUUAGGGAUGCGUUCGUCAAAGGAAUAUACGGACGGCUGUUUGUGCACAUCGUUAAGAAGAUCAACGAGGCGAUUUACAGACCUAAAAACACGUCCAGAAGUGCGAUAGGUGUUUUGGACAUAUUCGGUUUCGAGAAUUUCAACCACAAUAGCUUCGAACAGUUCUGCAUCAAUUAUGCAAACGAGAACCUGCAACAAUUUUUUGUGCAGCACAUAUUUAAACUGGAACAAGAGGAGUACAAUCACGAAGGUAUCAAUUGGCAGCACAUAGAGUUUGUCGACAAUCAAGAUGCGCUAGAUCUGAUAGCUAUUAAGCAAUUAAAUAUCAUGGCUCUGAUCGACGAGGAAUCGAAGUUUCCAAAGGGCACGGAUCAAACCAUGUUAGCUAAAAUACACAAGACUCACGGAAGCCAUCGGAAUUAUUUGAAACCGAAGUCGGACAUAAACACCUCCUUCGGAUUGAACCACUUUGCCGGCGUUGUAUUCUACGACACCCGAAGUUUCCUCGAGAAGAAUAGGGACACGUUCAGUGCCGACCUGUUGCACCUGAUCCACGUGUCGUCGAACAAAUUUCUGCAAACCUGUUUCGCUGAGGAUAUAGGUAUGGGAUCAGAAACGAGAAAGAGAGCGCCCACUUUGUCCACGCAGUUCAAGAAGUCUUUGGACUCGUUGAUGAAAACGCUGUGCAGUUGCCAACCGUUCUUCAUCAGGUGUAUCAAACCGAACGAGUACAAGAAGCCGAUGAUGUUCGACAGGGGACUGUGUUGCAGACAGUUGAGAUACUCUGGCAUGAUGGAGACGAUACGAAUCCGCAGAGCCGGUUAUCCAAUCAGACACUCGUUCCCGGAGUUCGUCGAGAGAUAUCGUUUCUUAAUUCCUGGCGUGCCUCCGGCGCACAAGGUCGACUGUCAAGCCGUCACUGCUAAGAUUUGUCACGUGGUAUUGGGAAGAUCUGACUACCAACUCGGGCAUACGAAAGUGUUUCUGAAAGAUGCUCACGACUUGUUUUUGGAGCAGGAACGUGAUCGCGUCUUGACGAGGAAGAUUCUGAUAUUGCAACGGAAUAUUCGUGGCUGGGUGUACAGAAGGAGGUUCCUUCGCAUGAGGGCAGCCGCGACGGUGAUUCAAAAAUACUGGAGGGGCUACGCGCAACGGCAGAGGUACAGGCGCAUGCGAAUCGGUUACAUGCGAUUGCAGGCGCUGAUCAGGUCGCGAGUACUGUCGCACAGAUUCAGACACCUCAGGGGACAUAUAGUCGCUCUUCAGGCGAGAUCAAGAGGGUACCUGGUCCGCAAGAUGUAUCAGAAAAAAUUAUGGGCGAUCGUGAAGAUACAGGCUCAUGUUCGGAGGUUGAUAGCACAGAGGCGGUACAAGAAAGUCAAGUACGAAUAUCGGUUGCACGUGGAAGCGCUGAGGUUGAGAAAGAAAGAAGAGCGAGAAUUGAAGGACCAGGGGAACAAGCGGGCGAAAGAGAUCGCUGAACAGAAUUACAGAGAACGAAUGCAGGAACUGGAGAGGAAGGAGAUCGAGAUGGAAUUAGAAGACAGACGUAGAAUGGAGAUUAAGAAGAACUUGAUAAACGACGCUGCGAAGAAACAGGAUGAACCGGUCGAUGACAGUAAACUGGUCGAGGCGAUGUUCGAUUUCUUACCCGAUUCGAGCAGCGAGGCACCCACGCCUGCUAGGGAAACUUCCGUGUUCAACGAUCUGCCCGCUCCGAAAGCAGAUCAGCAGGAGAUCAUCAGUCCCAUGCAAACGGCCUCGGAAGACGAGGAGGAUUUGUCAGAGUUUAAGUUCCAAAAGUUCGCAGCCACUUAUUUCCAAGGAAAUAUCACUCAUCAGUAUUCGAGGAAGCCAUUGAAGCAUCCCUUGUUACCGCUACACACGCAGGGCGAUCAGCUGGCGGCGCAAGCGUUAUGGAUCACUAUAUUACGUUUCACCGGGGAUCUGCCUGAGCCUAGAUUCCACACGAUGGACAGGGAUACGACCUCGGUCAUGUCGAAGGUCACUGCGACUCUCGGUCGCAAUUUUAUAAGAAGCAAGGAGUUUCAAGAGGCGCAGAUGAUGGGCAUGGAUCCGGAAGCGUUCCUCCGGCAGAAACCGCGCUCAAUCAGGCACAAGUUGGUCUCGUUGACGUUAAAGCGAAAGAACAAAUUAGGCGAGGACGUGAGACGAAAGUUGCAGGAGGACGAAUACACAGCGGACAGUUAUCAAUCCUGGUUGGAAGCGAGACCGACUUCGAACCUUGAGAAACUUCACUUUAUCAUCGGUCACGGAAUAUUGCGAGCCGAAUUAAGGGACGAGAUCUACUGCCAAAUAUGCAAACAGCUGACGAACAAUCCUUCCAAGUCGUCGCACGCGCGUGGCUGGAUCUUGCUCUCACUUUGCGUCGGCUGCUUCGCACCGUCCGAGAAGUUUGUUAAUUAUCUAAGAGCGUUUAUCAGAGAGGGACCACCGGGAUACGCGCCCUACUGUGAGGACCGGUUGAAGAGAACGUUCAACAAUGGCACGCGGAAUCAACCUCCGAGCUGGCUGGAACUUCAAGCGACCAAAUCGAAGAAGCCGAUCAUGUUACCCAUCACGUUUAUGGACGGUAACACGAAGACGCUGCUCGCUGAUUCUGCUACCACCGCGCGGGAGCUGUGCAAUCAAUUGUCAGACAAGAUAUCGUUGCGAGAUCAAUUCGGCUUCUCGCUUUAUAUCGCGUUGUUCGACAAGGUGUCGUCGCUCGGCAGCGGCGGAGACCAUGUGAUGGAUGCUAUUUCGCAGUGCGAGCAGUACGCUAAGGAACAAGGUGCUCAGGAGAGAAAUGCGCCGUGGAGGCUGUUCUUUAGGAAGGAAAUAUUCGCACCUUGGCACGAGCCGACGGAGGACCAGGUCGCUACUAAUUUGAUUUAUCAGCAGGUCGUCAGGGGGGUGAAAUUCGGCGAGUAUCGCUGCGACAAGGAAGAGGACCUAGCGAUGAUCGCUGCUCAACAAUAUUACAUAGAAUAUCACAUCGACAUGAACGUCGAGAGGUUGUACACGCUCCUGCCGAAUUAUAUCCCGGAUUAUUGUUUGACGGGAAUCGAUAAGGCGAUCGACAGAUGGGGACAUCUCGUUCUUCAAGCGUACAAAAAGAGCUACUAUUUAAAAGAAAAGGUACCUGCUUUACGCGUUAAGGAAGAUAUCGUCGGUUACGCCAAGUUCAAGUGGCCGCUGCUCUUCUCCCGGUUUUACGAGGCGUAUAGAAAUUCCGGGCCGAACCUGCCGAAGAACGACGUGAUCAUCGCCGUAAAUUGGACCGGAGUAUACGUCGUCGACGAUCAGGAGCAAGUGCUUCUUGAAUUGUCGUUUCCCGAAAUCACCACUGUGUCUAGUCAAAAAACGAACAAAAUGUUUACGCAAACGUUCAAUCUGUCGACGGUGCGAGGAGAGGAAUUCACUUUCCAAAGUCCGAACGCCGAAGACAUCCGUGAUUUAGUGGUGUACUUCUUGGAGGGGCUGAAGAAGCGUAGUAAAUACGUGAUCGCGUUGCAAGAUUACAAAGCCCCCGGUGAAAGUUCGUCAUUCUUGAGCUUUCAGAAGGGCGAUCUCAUCAUUCUGGAGGACGAGAGUACUGGCGAGAUUGUUCUCAACUCGGGCUGGUGUGUCGGCACGUGCGAGAGAACCGGCGUCAAGGGUGAUUUCCCAGCCGAGACGGUUUACGUGUUACCUUCGUUGACAAAACCACCGAACGACAUACUGUCCUUGUUCAGUAUCGAAGGUACGGAGAACGGGCGGAAACUGUAUCCCCAGCAGGUGAACGGAAUAGAGCCUCGCGACAAGCCACACACUCUCAUGGAAUAUGCCAUCGAUCAUUUCCGAACACCGCCAAAGAGGACUAUGUCGAAGGCGUUGACGUUGACCACUGCUCGUCGCGGCCACACUGACGAGUUGUGGCAUCAUUCCAGAGAUCCUAUUAAGCAGCCCUUGUUAAAAAAAUUGGUGUCCAAAGAGGAAUUGGCCGAGGAAGCGUGUUUCGCUUUUAAUGCGAUCUUGAAAUACAUGGGUGAUUUGCCAACGAAACGACCACGCAUAGGCAACGAGUACACCGAUCUCAUCUUCGACGGCCCUUUGAAGAACGAGAUCCUUAGAGAUGAAAUCUAUUGUCAGAUCAUGAAACAAUUGACGGACAAUCGGAACAGAUUGAGCGAGGAACGUGGCUGGGAGUUGAUGUGGCUUGCCACUGGUCUGUUUGCUUGCAGCCAAAGUUUGUUGAAGGAAUUGACUCUCUUCUUACGUACAAGACGGCAUCCCAUAUCUCAAGAUUCGUUGCAAAGACUGCAAAAGACUCUACGUAACGGUCAGCGAAAAUAUCCUCCGCAUCAAGUGGAAGUGGAGGCUAUACAGCACAAAACUACCCAGAUAUUUCACAAAGUCUAUUUCCCGGACGAUACGGACGAAGCGUUCGAGGUGGACUCGUCGACGAGAGCGAAAGACUUUUGUCAAAACAUAGCGCAGAGAUUGAAUUUAAGAUCGGCGGAGGGAUUCAGUUUAUUCGUGAAAAUUGCUGACAAGGUGAUUUCGGUCCCGGAAGGCGAUUUCUUCUUCGAUUUCGUGCGCCAUUUGACCGACUGGAUAAGGAAAGCUCGACCUUCCCGCGAUGGUGUAGCGCCGCAGUUUACGUACCAAGUGUUUUUCAUGAAGAAAUUAUGGACCAACACUGUUCCCGGUAAAGACAGAAAUGCGGACCUCAUUUUCCAUUUUCAUCAAGAGCUACCUAAAUUGUUAAGAGGCUACCAUAAAUGUACCAAGGAAGAAGCGUCGAGACUGGCAGCGCUAGUCUAUAGGGUUCGCUUCGGCGAGAGCAAACAAGAACUUCAAGCGAUUCCACAAAUGUUACGAGAACUUAUUCCCGGUGACUUGGUGAAGGUACAAAGUGCCAACGAUUGGAAGAGGUCGAUAAUAGCUGCGUACAAUCAGGACGCUGGCAUGAGUCCGGAAGACGCGAAGAUAACAUUUUUGAAGAUAGUCUACCGAUGGCCAACUUUCGGUUCAGCAUUCUUCGAGGUGAAACAAAGUACAGAACCGAACUAUCCAGAAUUGCUGUUGAUCGCUAUAAAUAAGCACGGCGUGAGCCUUAUACACCCACAGACAAAAGAUAUAUUAGUAACGCAUCCGUUUACUAGAAUCUCGAAUUGGUCGUCUGGUAACACGUACUUUCACAUGACUAUCGGUAAUUUGGUGCGCGGUUCGAAACUGUUGUGCGAGACCUCGCUCGGCUACAAGAUGGACGAUCUUUUGACUUCGUACAUAUCGUUAAUGCUCACGAACAUGAACAAACAGCGAACGAUACGGAUAAAAUAAACGCAAAGGAACAAGGCACGCGCAAAAAUAACUUUUUAACACAAACCGCAUUUGACAAGCGCAAUGGUAAUGUUUAACAAUUUUAUACAAAGUGUUCUCGUUACGAAUUUUAUAAUUUAUAUAUAACUGCGAAUCGGGUUUCGCGUUCAUCGUCACGACACGUGGGUGCGAUCGAGGAAAUGUGAGGGAGGAUGGGAGGAAGGGGUUGAAUCUUAAUGCACGUGUACACAAACGAUUAGUUGAAAAAAUUGUAUAUGAUUUAUUUACAAAUAAGGUUUCCAUAUAGUUUUGUAAAAUAUUGUUUUAUUGUGUAGUAGAUACAUUAAGAAAGAAAUUUCACGUUCAAACGUGUACUUAUCGUUUCCUAGGAACGUGCGAUUCGAAGAUGAACUCCGUAUUCGGCGAAUUAUUCGAAAAUCAUUUACGUUCGAACGUAGCUACGUAUUUAAAUUAAAAUAAUUCUUAUUCUCAACGUUUUGUAACGAAAUCGCAAUGAUUAUUCAAUGAAUUAUCCGUCCACUCAUACACGUGAGGAUGUAAUUAUUAUUAACACGCAAUUUAUUACUGUGAAUAAAGAUAAUCGUGUUCUUCAGGUA